Arachis ipaensis is the source of this 672-nucleotide messenger RNA. The record is from RefSeq and is a predicted model, not a curated record. Lineage: Eukaryota; Viridiplantae; Streptophyta; Magnoliopsida; Fabales; Fabaceae.
CAAAAUAAUUAAGGGAUAUAUAAUAAUUGAAGAGAAGAAGAAUGGCUAAAUCUACAAGCAUCAGCAUUGCUCUGAUUUUCUCACUUCUUGUCGUUACAGUUUUCACUGCUGAAAGUCGAGCAGCACCCACUGCAGUUGCAGGUCCCGUGUGCAGCAGCUUUCAUGGAGUGGAAACAGGGGAGACGUGCGACACCAUCGCUUCAAGAUUUGAAAUGAGCACAGCUGAUUUCCUUCAACUCAAUCCCAACAUCAACUGUAGCACUAUGUUUGUGGGUCAAUGGGUGUGCGUGGCUGGUCACACGCUUUGACUUGUUCCGUGUCAGCUCAGUUGAAUAAAUGUACAAUAAGGAGAGAUUGAAUUACAAAUUUAUUAUUUUCUCUCCACUUAGAACUGUUUGACUAUCUAUCACACAAGCUUCAAGUGGCGGUACUAUGAAUUAUCAAGUCAAUGCAAAAACAAUUUCACUUGUCUUUGUUAAUGUACAAUUAAAAAUGAUUCCAAAUAAUUAUUAAAAUAAGAUAUGGCCUAAUAAUUGUUACGAUGAAGCUGAGAAUGUAGAUUGUAGAGAUGAGAACAUAGAGAGAAGAUCAGAUGAGUUUAGCAUUGGAACAUAGAUUGCUUAAUUCUCAAUCAAUCUUACACCAACUUUCACGUGCUGCUUAUAUACAACA